Messenger RNA from Gongylonema pulchrum, 639 nucleotides. NCBI's taxonomy places the organism in Eukaryota, Metazoa, Nematoda, Chromadorea, Rhabditida, Gongylonematidae. The record is from the annotation of a GenBank genome assembly.
AUGAUGAGCAUGUGUCAAAUGGUCGAAGAAGAACUGAAGAAAGCGCUUAUCAAGACGAGACUUAUUGAAAAUUGGGAGAAUUGUGGCUGGAAUCGAAGUGGCCGAACCGAUAAGGGCGUCUCGGCGUUCAAACAGAUUGCUUCGCUCAUCGUAAGGUCGACAGGUGGGCAUGAGAAUGCUUUGUGCGCCACAGAUGGUUCUGGUGAUAUAACAGCAGCUGAAAAACAGGAACUGCCAUAUAUUAAAAUGUUAAACGGUACAUUGCCGAAGAGUAUUCGGGUACUUGCAUGGGCACCAGUGCCCGAGGAUUUCAGCGCCAGGCACCAGUGCACUCAACGUACCUACACUUACCUCUUUCCAAAAGGAAAUUUCGAUAUACAGGCUUGCGAUUUAUUGGUUGGUGAGCAUGAUUUCCGUAAUUUUUGCCGUAUUGAUAUGAACAAAGAACGCGUGGAAAUGAGCUAUGUACGCACCAUAAAUUAUGCCCGUAUAUCGGCAAUAUCGGAUGAUAUAUCAUCACCGUACGAUUUUUUCGAGUUAACAAUCAAAGCAAAAGGCUUCCUUUGGCAUCAGAUCCGUUGCAUCAUGGCGCUGCUUUGUGAAAUUGGCUGCCAAAAUGAGCAACCACAGGUAAUUUGA